Nematostella vectensis (starlet sea anemone) is the source of this 3660-nucleotide messenger RNA. RefSeq lists its product as uncharacterized. Lineage: Eukaryota; Metazoa; Cnidaria; Anthozoa; Actiniaria; Edwardsiidae. Bases 657 to 3548 code for a protein of 963 amino acids. The record is from RefSeq and is a predicted model, not a curated record. The transcript has 7 exons.
AGGAUAUUUUCAUUAAAAUGAACCGAUAAUUGUGAACGCGCGUCUCAAAAAAUGAGGAACUGUACGUAUCGGAACACCGCCUAUUUAUUCAAAUAGGAGAAAAAUACUUUUCCUUGUCAGAAAUCAAACCAAUUUGAAUGAAUGCAGUACAGUAUGGCAGUGGUAAACAAAUAGUAACAAAUGACAAGCAUCAACCGAAGACCUGUGGCAACAGCAAAAGGCUGAACUAUUGCCAAAUAUGAACAGGAACACAGGUUCCAAGACUGAGAAUUCGUGCCAUAACCGCUAUACCCGCCAUACCCGGAGUAUCCGGUGUAUUCUAAACAAACUUGAACAUUCUUUGAUUAUGAAUUCAGUCUCGACCUCAUGCUUAAUCUAUUCCAUUCAACAAUACUAUGACAUUAGUAGUAACUGUAAGUUUCUUACGAUUUAGAAAUCGUUCAACUUUGUUCUGAAUACACCGGGUAUUCCGGGUUUGACGGGUAUAGCGGGAACUGAUCGAAUUUAUUACUCUUGUGUUAGUUUGUAAGUAGAAUCAUAGCGGGUGUUGUUUCACGCAUGUUGUUGUGAGAAAUGCAUACUUUUGUUUUAUUUCUACUGAGUUACGUAAUCAUCUUUGUGUUCCCUAUUGAAAAUGAACAAACAACCGUCUUACAAUGGCAUUACUGAAACUACCCAAUGAUAAAGCAAUGUGGCUACUCUAUAUAAAGAGACAGAAAAAGGCAAGAAUCAGUUCAUUCACUAUGAGUAAGCCGUGCUCUCAGCUCAACAGCAAGCUCAUAAGGGAUGCGGCCGAAUGCCACCUCGUCGGACCAAUACAGAACCUCUGUUCUGUCAUAUCAUUUAAAUGCAUCUGGAGGGUAGAUGAAAUAGAAAACGCGUGGUCGUGGAUUUGUUCAAAAAGAGAAGAAUGCGAUACAGCGCUGGCGAAACUUAAAGAAGUCUCAUUUUUCUUCUCUGCCAUAAGCACGUCUAAGCUGAAGCAAGCUAAAAUGUCUGAAGAGGCAGCAAACGAAGAGUCAGGACGAGAUGACGAGGAGACGGUCGUUGCAUCUCAAGUUUCUACGCAGGGGAAGCAAAUAUAUCCUGCGAUUUCCUACUGGGUUGCAUGCCAGACUAUUAAUGGGUCGCCAGUGAAUCCCCUGACCAUACAGAGAGCGCUAUCGGGCUUUGGAAUUGAAGUGUAUAUGUCUAGGACUUCAAGGAAAAAGUCAGUCUUUACAGACCAGCUAUGCCAGGUUUUGAAAGACCACAAGAAUCCCUGCAUGGUGGAGUUCACAAACAAAUCAUUUCAGUUCUUUCUAGGUAAACUGUGUGAUGAGCUGGGUGAGGAGAUAGACGAAGAAGGGCUAUUCGAGGCAAAUGAGCAUGUUGUCCGGAUAAGAGUUUGCAGGCAAACUCUUCAGACAAUCUUGCGAGAAGCAACAUCUAAACUUCACAAAGCAGGAUUGCAACUUGACUGUUUUGGCCUACUUGACGAAUCCCUGCCGUGUUCAAUUCCAGUUGAAAUAACACCCCUGUCUGGUCCUCUUGCCGUGCUAAUCAAAGACAUCGAAAGGGCAAUGGAUAAAUUAGAAUACGUAGCGUUCAAGGGAUGUGUCUACCAUCUGACCCCUGGAGCCACCUACACAUACAGCCAGUUGUGUACCAUGAAAGCAUUCCUUCACUGCCUGAUGGCGAACAAUGGCUUCAGAGAUAGGCUUGUGAAGCACUUCCCACGAGUGCUAACCAUACUGGGCGACGAGGAAUGCCGAAUGAUUCCCCAACUGCACAUAGAACGAGACUUGGUGGAAGUGAACGACGGUUGGUGCUGGUCAUUUGCAUCUAAUCAAUUUGUCAAUAACGCCAUCUCAAAAAGUCAGAAAGGCCAUGUAUCGCCGAGAGCAUUUAUCAAAUAUCGCCAUACAGAUGAGCCAAAUCCACGAUAUUUUAGGGAAACAUUACAGAAUAGCCUGGAUGACAGUCAGAUAGCGGAGUUCCUGCGAGACUUUCUUGACCUCUUCCGUCCGAAGGUCUAUAAGCAGAAAGUACCAUGUGCCAUUGGUCCACCGGACAGCGGCAAAACUAGUUUGUUUGCACCCGUCUUCCAAGUCAUCCCACUGGAAAGAAUUGCACGCGUCACCAAGCAGAAGGGCUUUUCAAAAUCAAUGAUAAACGCGGAAACAGAAGUAAUCUUCCUGGAUGAAGCGUCCGAAUCAAUCCUUGACAUUGAUGACUGGAAGAUCUUGUGCCAAGGGGGGUAUACAGCCCACGACGCAAAGUGGAAAGGUGCGGCUGGAUUCAAAAUGACAGCAUCAAUGUUCAUCACUUGCCAGCAGGAGAUGAACUUCGGGCCACUGCACAACGCCGCCAUGGAUAAGCGGCUCAACAAGUACACCUUUAAAAGCCUUCUAUCCGUCGAUCCCGAGGCCCAUCAAUGGCUGUCAACCCAUGCCAUGGAUUGCAUUGUGUGGGCUUCCAGGAAUGCAGCGCCAAGACGGUCAAGUGCUCCAACACCUGCAUCAACCGAUGCAGGCCUGAGUUUAACAGAAAUCGCACGGGUGGCGGCAGUUGAUCUGUCUGAUGGGGAUGCUGACGAGGAUUGCGUUGAAGAAUCUUGCUGCAGCAACACGGAAACAGAUGGAGACGAGGAUAACCAUUCUGGCACUGACGCAGAGACGUUCAACAAAAUGGAAGCUGAGUAUCGCAACUGCCAGCCAUUCAGCAUGCGAAAGCGACAGCUCAACAUUUUACUAGAGAAGAUGAAAGGAGAGAGGAGUUUGCGCCAGCAACUAAACAAGGCCCGUAAAUCUAAAAUGCUGAAAAGCCGAAGUAAAAGACUGGUGGAUCUGGGAGUUCCACACAACUUGAUGGAAUUAUUACCGGAAGACCCCGAAGAUCCAAUGCCCGAGGAAAUAAUCGUGGAACUAGGCCGGAUUAGAGAGGAUCACCAGAAGUCUGAGGCUGAGAAGAGGAAAGUCAUGGCAAGAGCGGCAUUCGAGAGCCAUUGGGUGAGAGCGACUGAGACUAAGCUGCACCGAUGUUCGUCGAGAUUGCAAUCAAUCACGGACGAGGCGUUGAAAAGCGCUAAAGCGUUGGUGCAACUUGUCAGCGACAAGCUCAAAAGUCACCAUACCAACACUGGAACUCUGGCUUGCGAGACCGCUAUUGAGGAAAGACGGAAGGCGUUCAUCAGCUGGGGGCUCCUCGACCAACGAUGUGCGCACUUGUUGCUAAACUUAUGGGAUCCGCUACCGAGCUGCGACGAUGAGGCAGACAGUGACCAAGAUUCUUUGUUUCGAGACAGCGGAUGCCCAUCCCAGACACACACCCCUCCUCGCCAAGGCUCAAGUGACGAUAUGCCAGAGAUACCAAAGACCCCAUCAUGGAGCCCAAAACCAAACAGAUGGGAAUCACCAGGGAUAGAAUUGAUGGCAUUCACUACACUGGCCAAGCGCCGUUCCCUCACCCAGACUCCAAAGGGGCGACGCAACCGACUCAAGUUUCGUAAACCGCAACCGACAGACAAAAGGCAAACAAGACUGGACGGUUUUCUCAGCCAAAUGUAAUCUUUUUUUAUGUUCUGUAAACACGAUAUUCUUCCUGAUACUCUGUAUAACAAAGUCGCCAUAAAGUCUGAAUAAAGUCGUGUGCCCGCAUAUACGCACAACGCUACGUAAU